Messenger RNA from Didymella exigua CBS 183.55, 261 nucleotides. RefSeq lists its product as uncharacterized. The transcript is spliced from 2 exons. Lineage: Eukaryota; Fungi; Ascomycota; Dothideomycetes; Pleosporales; Didymellaceae. The record is from RefSeq and is a predicted model, not a curated record. Bases 1 to 261 code for a protein of 86 amino acids.
AUGGGCACACGGAUACCAUACGUGCAUGAUGGUAUCGACGAGCUCGUGGAUACGGACACGACGAACUCCAUCCGCGAUAUGCAACUCCCAUCCGCUGGUCUCGACAGCACCAACCAGUUCCUCCAGCGUAUCAAUGCCCAUUGGGAUACGCGAUGGCGCGACUUUGGUCUGCUCUGGAUGUAUGUUGCCUUCAACGUCGCCGGUGCGAUGGUCCUGUACUGGUUUUUCCGCGUGCCCAAGGGCAAGAAGGCCAGAAACUGA